This is a messenger RNA of Adineta steineri, 348 nucleotides long. NCBI's taxonomy places the organism in Eukaryota, Metazoa, Rotifera, Eurotatoria, Adinetida, Adinetidae. The record is from the annotation of a GenBank genome assembly.
AUGAGUAAACUCCUUCCACUUGUUAAUAUUGGUUCAAAAUCAGGCAAAUUUAAAUAUAUUCUUGCCCAACUUGGCCAAAAAUAUUUAGUUCGUGGUGAUGCAGCUGUUGAUAACCAUGAAAAACUCUUUAAAAACCUUCAAAGUGAAGCUGGUGGACCAUUAAAUGAUUUGUAUAUAUUAGGUGGUGGAAAAAUACAAGCUGAUUUUGAAAAGAAAAAAUUAAAUUUAUUCGAUCAAUCAGAAGCUUAUGGUGCUGCUGAUCAUAGAAGAUCAAAAACAAUUCUUCAAGAAAAAUAUCCUGAUUUUACCAUCACACUUGGUCCACCUGAUGCAAAUGCUAAAAAUUAA